This is a messenger RNA of Zingiber officinale, 1914 nucleotides long. RefSeq names its product glucomannan 4-beta-mannosyltransferase 1-like. Gene Ontology annotation, molecular function: mannan synthase activity. Bases 13 to 1596 code for a protein of 527 amino acids. NCBI's taxonomy places the organism in Eukaryota, Viridiplantae, Streptophyta, Magnoliopsida, Zingiberales, Zingiberaceae. Gene Ontology annotation, cellular component: Golgi apparatus. The record is from RefSeq and is a predicted model, not a curated record. The transcript is spliced from 9 exons.
ACAACCCUCGACAUGAAGAGGGACUUCGGGUUGUUCCAUGACCAACAUCGCCUCUUCGGGGGCGAUGGAAUGGUCAUUGCGUUGUGGGGGUGCAUCAGGGUGCCGGUGGUGGUGCCGUUGCUCCGGGCUUCCGUCUAUGUCUGCACUGCCAUGUCGGUGAUGUUGUUCGCGGAGAGGGUGUACAUGGCCAUGGUGAUCCUAGUGGUGAAGGUGUUGAGGUUGAAGAGGUACACUAAGUAUAGAGUUGAGAACGCGAGGAAGAAGAUUGAGGCCAACAAGUCACACCCAAUGGUACUAGUACAAAUCCCCAUGUUCAAUGAGAAAGAGGUUUAUCGUCUCUCGAUCGGCGCCGCCUGCUCGAUGUCAUGGCCCAAUAAUAAGAUCAUCGUCCAAGUCCUCGACGACUCAACCGAUCUCUCCGUCAGGGAAAUGGUGGAGCAAGAGUGCAAGUCGUGGGAAUCCAAGGGCGUCCACAUCAAGUACGAGUUCCGCACCAGCCGGAGCGGAUACAAGGCCGGCGCCCUCCGCGAAGGCCUGGAGAAGCCCUACGUCGGCGACUGCGAGUUCGUCGCCAUCUUCGACGCCGACUUCCAACCUGACCCCGACUACUUGUGGCUGACCAUCCCCUUUCUGCUCUCUAAUCCCGACCUCGCCCUGGUUCAGGCAAGGUGGAAGUUUGUGAAUGCUGAUGAAUGCAUGCUGACACGCCUCCAAGAGAUGUCCCUGGAUUACCAUUUUAGUGUGGAGCAAGAAGUGGGAUCGUCGACUUACUCAUUCUUCGGAUUCAAUGGGACUGCUGGAGUGUGGAGGAUGCAAGCCCUGGCUAAUGCCGGUGGAUGGAAAGAUCGAACCACUGUGGAAGACAUGGAUUUGGCUGUUAGGGCCUCCUUGAAAGGCUGGAAGUUUGUGUUCAUUGGAGACCUAUCAGUGAAAAAUGAGCUACCGAGCACGUUCAAGGCGUAUAGAUUUCAGCAGCACAGGUGGUCAUGUGGCCCUGCAAAUUUGUUCAGGAAGAUGUUCAAAGAGAUAAUAUACUGCAAGAGGGUUUCAGCAUGGAAGAAAUUUCAUCUGAUCUAUGCAUUCUUCUUUGUGAGGAAGAUAGUUGCACACUUUGUGACCUUCUUCUUCUAUUGUGUGAUCAUUCCAGCCUGCGUUCUGCUCCCAGAUGUUCGUCUUCCAAAGUUUGUCGCUGUUUAUAUUCCAUCUGCAACCACUCUACUCAAUGCCAUCUGCACUCCAAGGUCCUUUCAUCUCAUCAUCUUCUGGAUCUUGUUCGAGAAUGUCAUGGCGAUGCACAGAGCAAAGGCAACCAUAAUAGGGCUUUUCGAAACCAAUCGUGUCUACGAGUGGAUUGUCACCGCAAAGCUAGGGAACGCUUCGAGAAACAAGAGCAGUUCCAGGUCACAGAAAAGAUAUCAAUGCCACAUAGUAGAAAGGAUUCAUAUGAUGGAGAUCUUAAUGGGCAUAUUUCUCUUAUACUGCUCAAUCUACGACAUUAUGUUUGGUCAUGAUCUCUUCUAUGUCUAUUUGUUCAUCCAAUCUAUGGCAUUCUUCAUCGUCGGAUUUGGCUACGUUGGUGUAUAUGUUCCCAACUGAUGAAGAUAAAGAUGAUACUCUUUCACUCAGCCAACACCAAAUUGCACAGAAGUAACCAAGUAUGUUCUGCAUAAUAUAUUUUUCAAUAUAUUUCGAUACUCAAAUGUAACUGUAGAUGUUGUGGCUUUCCUGAUCUGAUCACAAGCAUGAUGCUACUGAAGUAAGUAUGAAGCUACGAGUAUAAGAAAAAUGAGAUGGUAAUCUAGUUUGUAAGAUCUUGUAUAAUUGUUCCUCCUAUCAUCCUAAAUGUAUAAUUGUUACUAUUUCUCAAGUUUUAAGGCGAAUCCACUCUUGGAUAUCAGUAAUGGUGAAAUUGUA